Molecule: messenger RNA, 876 nt
Organism: Hyaloscypha bicolor E
Lineage: Eukaryota; Fungi; Ascomycota; Leotiomycetes; Helotiales; Hyaloscyphaceae
Product: HET-domain-containing protein
Exons: 1
Source: RefSeq, a predicted model, not a curated record
AUGCGCUUGCUAAAUACAGAAACGCUGCAGCUACAGCAAUUCGAUCAGGGGCCGUUCCCACGAUACGCAAUCUUGUCCCACCGCUGGGGAGAUCAAGAAAUCUCCUUCCAAGAACUUGAAGCUGGCCUGGGGAAGGAUAAAGAUGGCUACCAAAAGAUCGCGACAUUCUGUGCUCAGGCAAGGGACCGAGGCUUCGAAUGGGCCUGGGUAGAUACGUGUGGGAUCGACAAGACCAGCAGCGCCGAGCUAUCCGAAGCAAUCAAUUCCAUGUACAAAUGGUACGAGCAGAGCGCCGUGUGCUUUGUAUAUCUGCCAGAUGUUACAGCCCAAGUUCAACCCGAUGGGUCAACCUAUUCUCUGGACGUCCAUAACAGCUGCUGGUUCACGAGAGGGUGGACAUUACAGGAAUUGAUUGCUCCCCCCUCUGUGGAGUUCUAUACGUCGGAUUGGAUUCACAUCGGGGACAAAAGCUCAAAUGUCAAUGAGCUCAGCCGUAUCACAGGAGUUGAUACAGGGGUCCUUCGUGGGGAUCAUCCGGUACGGGCCUGCAGUGUAGCAAGGAUCAUGUCAUGGGCAUCCAAAAGGAUCACAACCAGGAAGGAAGACAUUGCGUAUUGCCUACUAGGACUUUUCGGUAUUCACAUGCCAUUACUGUACGGAGAAGGGGAUCGCGCCUUUAUCCGACUGCAGGAAGAAAUCUUGAAGCAAUCUUCUGAUCAGUCCCUCUUCGCCUGGAACCCCUUAAGCGACAAUAACGCCCCCGUUUGCGGAAUUCUCGCCCCAUCUCCUGCCUGUUUCGCCGAUUCCCGUGACAUUGUGCCACUGCGUGAAUUCUGGGACACCGAGUCCGCGUUGACCAAUCGAGGAGUUCGCCUC